GUCGUCGUGUAUAUUCUCGCAAGUAAUCUCACUAUACCAGUUAUCUUAUCCAUUCGGAAUUAAAGCCUUACAACAGUUGAAGAUCGCACACAAAAUGGACGUGGGCUGGAUUGGCGUCCUCGCGCAAAUAAUUUUACUUCUUCUAAUUAUUAUUAUAAGUGCAGUUUACAUUUUCUUCCACAUACGCUAUGGGUAUUGGAAGAGACGUGGUGUACAUUAUGAGAAGCCAUUCUUGUUCUUCGGUAAUUUGAGAUAUGUGAUGAGGAAAAGUUUUUGGGAGAUGUUCAAUGAAUUGAGGAAGAAAAACAAAAGGGAUUAUUACGGAAUAUUCCUCGCCUGGCAGCCAACACUGGUUGUACAAACGCCGGAGUACGUCAGGAAGAUCCUUGUCAAAGACUACGAUCAUUUUGAAAAUAGACUCUGUUAUUCAUCGCUACAAUCAGAUCCAUUGGGCUCGUUGAAUUUGUUUACUCUAAAGGCUCCAUUAUGGUCGACGAUGAGACACGAACUGUCACCCAUGUUCACAUCGAAGCGGUUGAAGAUGCUCACAGACUUAAUGAACGUGAACGCGAAGGAACUCGUGUUAAAAAUAAAACGAGAAAAUGUUGAUAAGAACGAACCGGCCAACCUUAAGGAGUUGCUCUCAAUGUACACGUCAGAUACUGUGGGCUAUACCGUGUUUGGCAUCUACGUGAGCGCGCUGAACGACCCCUCCUCGCCGCUCUGGUACAUCACCAGGCACAUGGUGAAAUGGACAUUCUGGCGCGGCUUCGAGUUCACCAUGAUCUUUUUCAUUCCGUAUCUUGCUAAAGUAUUGAGAUUGACAUUCUUCUCAGACCCAGCGACGGACUAUGUGAAAAAACUAUUUUGGGAUACUGUCAAUGAACGCAAAGCUGCCGGCAAGCUGUCCGACAAGGACCUGGUUCACCACUUACUGCAAAUGAAGCAGAAUCUCAAAUUGCCCGCCGACGCUGAUUCAGAUUUGGCCGAAAACCUAAUGAUGGCUCAAGCAGCAGUAUUUAUAUUGGGUUCGAUAGAGACUUCUUCUACAACCAUCAGUUACUGCCUUCACGAGUUGGCUCACCACCCUGAAAUACAGGAAACACUGUACCAGGAAAUUGAUGAGGCCUUCAAAAGGGCCGGCAAGGAUGUUUUAAAUUAUGAUGAAUUAAUGGAACUGAAGUACCUGACAGCUUGUAUACAUGAAACACUGAGGAAAUAUCCUCCGACACCACACUUAGACCGAUGCUGUACCAAAGACUACCAACUCAACGACAACCUGCUCAUAGAAGCGGGUACGCCGGUGUUUGUAAACGUGAUAGGCAUCCACUACAAUGAGGAAUAUUACCCGGAGCCGGAGAAAUGGAACCCAGAGCGUAUGAUGAAUAUGUCGGACAACGACAAUCGGAAUUAUACGUUCAUACCUUUCGGAGAAGGUCCACAUUUCUGUAUCGGUAAGCGAUACGGUUUGAUGCAGAUUCGCGCAUGUUUAUCUCAGAUGGUUCACAAGUUCAAAUUCGCGCCAACACCCGAGGAGCCCUACGAAAUUAACCCCGACCCAUACAGCGUUUUGUUAGCGCCAAAAAGUGGAGGACGAGUCAAAUUUAUAUCGCGAUAGCGUCUGCGCGGCGUCUAAAACUUUACUUAUGUACAAUUUUACUGUCUAUAAGAACUUAUGGCUUAUGGUUAUUCUAUGUUAUUUUCUUCCUAAUGUUGAUUGUCUUAAAGUAGGUAUAAAAUCGUAUUUAUCUGUAUGCACGAUAAAAAUGUUUUUUGUCUUAUUUAGAGAGUACAUAUGAAAUCAGAUUUUACCGUUAAUCGCUGUUUAACAUUUAAAAAUACACGACAAAAUAAAAUUUUCUUGUUUCUUAUUGUAGCAACUUCAUAAAAAAAAUCUGCUUCGAAUGAAAAAAAAUAAUUAAUUGUGCUCACAUUAAUAAUGUAAGUAAUACAAUAGUAUUAAAUAAACGUCGUAUAAAUUGAUCACUUAAAUCACAUCUAUUAAACAGAUUAACUAAUCUUCGUACUUUAGUGCUCUCCUGUCCUUUGGGAUUGCGAACGGGAAUUAAUUAAAUUGGAAACAUGCUCUCCUUGUAACUGGGUCAACAUAAAUCAGUAUAGAAAGCAUUUUUACAGAUUCCUUUGUAUACUUUGAAACGUCGAAAUGUCACGGUUUUUGUACCAGGUAAUUAAAAAUCUACAGUUUUUUUUAUACGGGUACACAGUCACUCCGCUGCACCUGAUUAUAGCUGUAGUAGGGUGUGGAUAGAGUGUCGAGUGAUGAGAAAUUGUUGUAGAAUGUAACCUUUAUUGUGACUAUUAUUUUUUAAUGUGUUCCAUUUUUAUAGAUAUUUCAAUGUUGUUUUUUUUUUGUAUGCUUAGUUACUUACUCAGAAAUAAACACUCGUGUCAAUUACACCUUUUUUUUACUUAAUUUUAUAAAUAAUUCAGAACAUAUAUUAUUUACAACAGAAAAGAUUAACCCUAGCAAGUCAAUAGAAUUAUGCCGGCCUUUUUAAGCCAUACUUGGCAAUAAUUAAUGAGCGAUAUCUUGCAGAACCUCAUAAAGCCGAACACACGGCAAUUAGUAGCUCUGCAGAUAAAGAAGUGAGGAUUUUAGUAUUGAAUUAAAAUAAACGUUAAUUUUAAAUCACGAAAUGUAAUAUAAUAAAAUUUAGAAUUGAAGUGAUUAUGCCUUGAAACUUAAGCAUGGUAUCAUUGUAAAAGUUACACUAAAUUAAUAGUUGUAAAUUGAAGCAUUUGCGUUGAAAGUUGAAAAUUUUAGUUGUAUUCAGCUCAAGCAACUUGGGCAAGUUUAAGUUAAAAACUUAUUCUACAUUAUUAAUAUUUCGAAAACGAAUUAAAAUGCACGUCGAAUUAAUUUUAACAAUUACACAAGGAAAAUUCUAAAUUCAUAGCAAUAAACAGUUAAGCACUAAGUGUUA
Molecule: messenger RNA, 2945 nt
Organism: Manduca sexta (tobacco hornworm)
Lineage: Eukaryota; Metazoa; Arthropoda; Insecta; Lepidoptera; Sphingidae
Product: cytochrome P450 6k1
Exons: 8
Coding region: 95-1618 (507 amino acids)
Molecular function (GO): oxidoreductase activity, acting on paired donors, with incorporation or reduction of molecular oxygen; monooxygenase activity; iron ion binding
Source: RefSeq, a predicted model, not a curated record